GUAUACGUCUCAUGUAUAUUGAGAAUCAUAUUGACGUUCUUGGUCUUGGAAAAAGGCAAAUUCGACCUUGGAGUGCAACAAGGUCGUUAAUGCCUUGUUUAGAACCAACAAUACCACCUAGUUACUACGAUUGUCAUAAAAAUCAUCAACUAAUGCCUUGGCGACCAAAUAUUGGCUAUGAAAAUGUUCAAUUGGUUCCCAUAUCGAAAAAAUGUAUUUCGAAUUAUUCAGUGGAUCCAACAAUUGGAAUGUCAACAGAGCCCUUGAAAUUUCCAAAUCUUGUAACUGGUUAUCAAAAAAAUUCAAAUCAUGCAUCUCAAGGUGCUCUUCAUACAAGAUUUACACCAAAUGAAUGGUUUCAAAAACAAAUAAAAUUUUAUAAUGAAGCUGAUACAAAUACAUAUUAUUCAGAAAAAAUGAGAAAUGAUGCUGUUAAAAUAAUGCGUUCAGCUGAAGAAAAAAUUCAAAAUUCACAAUAUGAUACUGGACGUAGAUUAGGUGAAAGAAUAACAGAUGUUACAUUUUGGAGAAAUGAAAUAUCAUCUGAAUUAGAAAGAUUAAUUCAAGAAUGUGAAAGACUUCAAGAUUGUCGAAGUGUUUUAGAAAAAGCUAUUCAAGAUAUUGAAGGACCAUUACAUAUUGCUGAAGAAUGUCUUUAUCAUCGUGAAGCUAGAAAAGGUUCUGAAUUAGUUCAUGAUGAUUCAGAAAAAUCAUUGCUUUAUGAAGUUUCAAAUCUUCGUAGUAGCCAGAAAAAACUUGAAGCUUGUCUUGACAAAUGCAAAGAUCAGCUGAGAAAUUGUCGAGCAUCACAAAAUCAAUUAGAAUUGGAUUUAAAAAAUAAAGAAAGUGCUUUGGGUAUUGAUACACUUUGUCAUCAAUUGAAUAAUUACAGUCAUGGUAUACAAUAUUAUGCUGGAAUUGAAAAAUAUGAUCCAUGUGUUUCAGAACAAGAAACUUGGGCUGAUGCUGCUAAUAGAAUCGUUCAAAAAUCCCAAAAUGAAAGAGUUAGAUCAGUACAAAUACGUUCAGAAAGUGAAACACUUGUUAAUCGUGUUUCACGUGAUAUGUGGGAAAUUUGGACAAACACAAAUAAUGCAUUGGCAAGAAGAAGUUCAGAAAUGUUAGAGGCAAAGAGUCAAUUGCAACAGCAUUUACACAAGGUACAACAAGAAAUAUUUGAUGUUGAAAAAAAUUUAGAAAUAUUGCGUAAAGCAAUUGCUGAUAAAAAUUAUGCUUUACGAGUUGCUCAUACAAGACUUGAAGCAAGAAUGCAUCGUCCUGAAUUAGAACUUUGUCGUGAUUAUGUUCAUGUUAGUUUACAAAAAGAAAUUGAAGAUAUUAAUCAUCAAGUUGAAAAGAUGCAUAAAAUGUUAAAAGAAAUUGAAUGUCAACAUCAACGUUUACUUCGUACAAGAAAUUCAUUGGAGCAUGAUUUAGCACUUAAAAUUGAUGCAAUGUAUAUUGACAAAGAAAAAGUCAGUGGUCUUCGUCGAGCAUAUCCAGUCAAUGCACUUUUUAGAUUUUAAAUUAUCAAACAUAACUUUCUUAGUAUUUAUUUAAACGUCACUCUUGUUGCACACUGAAUAAGUAAAAAACCAAAUCAUUUAGAGAAAUAGAUUAAAUUGUUUCAACAUCUUGUAUAAUAUUAUUUAUUUAUUUAAAAUAUUUACUUAUAAAGAAACUUUUAAUAAAGUUAACUCAAUCGAUCCUUAACGUAGCUUGGUAUUGGCAACUCUAGACCUGGUUUAGCCUCAAAGAAAGUAUAUGACAAAACAAUAUUAUCAAUUUUUUCCAUUUUUGGAUCAUCAGCAAAUUCAGGUGAUAUAUAAAAAAAUACUGGCAUAUCCACCUUAAAUAAUAGUCAAUAAAAUAGAUAAUAAAUAUGAAUUAGUUAUAAUAAUAAAAUUUAAAAUAGAAAAAAAAAUAAUAUAAA
Molecule: messenger RNA, 1933 nt
Organism: Aphidius gifuensis
Lineage: Eukaryota; Metazoa; Arthropoda; Insecta; Hymenoptera; Braconidae
Product: tektin-3-like
Exons: 7
Coding region: 12-1526 (504 amino acids)
Biological process (GO): cilium movement involved in cell motility; cilium assembly
Cellular component (GO): nucleus; microtubule cytoskeleton
Source: RefSeq, a predicted model, not a curated record